Molecule: messenger RNA, 1233 nt
Organism: Cooperia oncophora
Lineage: Eukaryota; Metazoa; Nematoda; Chromadorea; Rhabditida; Trichostrongylidae
Source: the annotation of a GenBank genome assembly
AUGAUUACAGGUGUGGACGACAAAGACUUGUUCCGCGACUGUCUGAAUGACUCCGUCGAUGUUUUAGUCGGAGCAUUUCAACCCUAUUUAUGCUCGGCGCGGCGGUCAAGUGCCAAUGGUGUUCAUCCCACGGCUACUGAAAGUGUGUUCGAAGAAGGAGUAGAUGCACAAGCUCAGACGGCUUCAUCUGCCUCUCAUGCUCAAACAAAAGUCGUGCCGUCGUCUUUCGGUGUGAAAAUUAUGCCAAGAACUAGUUCUUCUUCUAUCACUUCACAUGUCAUCAUGAUCAGCCAGUCCGACACCGACAAUGAUACGGCUGUCACAGAUCUCUCAUUUAAGUCUCUUCCACGUGAGGUCCGACAAGGAAUUGAAUCAGUCGAGGAUGACGGAGCUGUGAUGGGAGAUCUAAAUACUGCAGGGUUAUAUUGUGAUGCUGCUGACCAUGCACAUGAUGCUUACUACAUGUCUUCAAAUGUUGCUAACUUCCCCUAUGAUCGGAUGCAGAAUAUUUCUGGGGUGAACAAUUUCGUCGAGGAUUUCCGUUCAGAUGAAGAAGUGCGACAUGAAGUAGAAAUAAAUCAUGUAUCCAAUGUUCUCAUUCCAGAAAACGAACCCCAGGGCAGUGUUUUUGGAGAAGCGACAAUACAUUAUAUGACUAGCGACGAAUCGAUGCGAUACAGUGAAGUAAUGGUCAACCCAAUGGCUGUAGAUGUUAACCCACCACAUUGUUUGAAAGAUUCCAUCGACUUGCAGUUUUCUUCCCGGAAUGGUGUGGAGGCAAUCGCUGCUCAACUCGAAGAACCUUCAAUUUCGUACGGAUCCACAUCAAAGGACAACCAAAAUGUUACGAAUGAAAAGAAACAACAGGCUGAACCCAGUGUAUCUCCCAAAAAGCGAAACCACAAACGUGCCCAUAUUUCACUCAAUAGCUCUCAAGAAUCCAGUCUUGAGACAGAAGUCCAUCCAGAAGCAGAGGACCAGUGUACCGAUGAGAACCCUUGCUGGAUCGUAGUUUUUGUUGGUUGCAAUUUCCAGGGCUGCGGUAAAAAGCUUUUAUGGCGCCGUCGUUAUGGAAAGAACCGCUUACUUGAUCAUGUCCGCACUCAUUGGAAUAAUGCUGUCAAGUCAUGUAAAAUUUGUGACUAUAAGGCUAGUUGUCCGAGAAAGGUGUAUCGCCACCACAAACUCAAGCAUGGAGACGUGCCGUAUAUGGGAGUGAAAUCUACAGAGUAA